Nematocida ausubeli is the source of this 2568-nucleotide messenger RNA. RefSeq lists its product as uncharacterized. The annotation marks the transcript as partial. NCBI's taxonomy places the organism in Eukaryota, Fungi, Microsporidia. The record is from RefSeq and is a predicted model, not a curated record. The transcript has a single exon.
UCCCCUGAAAUAGACACAGACUAUGCACUGUCUAAGAAAGGACUAUCUGAUGAAAACGAGCAAGAGUACAACUUUACAAGAACACCUGUGAAUGACAGAGUACACAAGGACGUAGCUACACAAGCUUCUAAUGGGAAGUAUCUUAGCACUUACCAUGCGCUGCUCAUAAAGAUGCUUCCCUCAGUGGAUGGAGAUCUUUCCAUUGAGGCAGGCAGGCCAAAUGCACUUACCAAUUUCUUAAGAGCAGAACAUGUUAAGAAGGAUACAAAGUACAUUCUUGCAGCACUUCUUCUUCUCUCAGAAGGAGCUGACAUUAAAAUAAGUGUAGACCACACAGAAAAGAAAAAGAAACUUGUCAUAAAAAGUAAGAAAAGCAAGGAGAAAGUAUUUGUGGACAUAGAAAUGCACACAGCAGGCAUAGACCCAGUUACUAAUGAGCACAGUGAAAACAUCUACCAAAGUGAGGCAGCUGGAGUUGUCAAGUUCUAUAUGCAGUGCAAAGACAAUUCACUGCUAAAAAGAGGAGGUGAGUUUGCAAUGCCAGCCACUAGAGAAGAAUUUGAAAGUGGAAAGUUUCUGAACAAUGCAGCCUUCCUUAUACAGACAUACAUCUACGAGUUCAUUGACACAGCAGAGGAAUACAGGGACUUUGUGAAUGCAGCGCAUGAAUUGCUAAUUGAUCAAGUGGCUGAAAAGGAGAACCCAGAGCAGACUAAGAAGAAGGGCAAGAAGGGCAAGAAGGGCAGAAUAUUUGAUGAGCUUUUCAUAGCAAAAGAAGAACUUAGUAAAAACAUAAAGUACAUUGAAUCAUUCUGUGACCUUGUAAAAGAUACAAAUGAAAAUGCCAGAUUUCCUUUCUGCAAUGCUAGUCAGUUGCCGCGGUUUACUAGAGUGCCGCGUUGUAAACUAGACAAGUCUGGCUUUGAGCAAAAUCAAUCCUUGUACUAUAGUGACUGCGUAGAGUCAGCCCUUCUUGGAUUGUUCUGCUGCCUGGCAUACAACCAAAAGACAGGAAAGUACGAAACCAGUCACAUGAGAACAGAAAUAAGUAAAGAGUUGAGAGAGUUCUUUGAAGAGUAUCCUAAGCCAACAGAAACUACUGACUUUGAAAUGCACAAGGAGUGGAGUAGGGUUGUUGCUUGCUUAAAGAAUAACAAGAUUGACUACAAGAAAGAGAAAAACGAACUUAUAGCUGGGGUUGGAAAUAUAUUCCUUGCUAUUUCAGAAAUAAUAGGCCAGAAGGAAGGCAUACUAGAGCUAGUUAAGUGUAUAGAAUCUGCAUGCAAAGCAAGAAAAUUAGAUAAUAAGCAGGAAGUUUGCAUUUCAAAUAAGAUAGAAUCAAUUAUUAGGUCUUUAUCACUGAAUAAGAAUGUAAAAGUAGAGUGCAGCCAGAUGAAACUUGGGACAAGAUCAAAUGGAAAGGUAGAUAUUUUCUCUAAAAUUAGUAUCACUUAUAUUUUUUAUGAAGGAAAGAGUGGAAUUUCUUUGGAUAUAAAACAUGGGCAUGCUACCAUUACGCUUCUUCAAUCUUUAAAUACUAGCUCUGCACAUAUUAAAGAAGAGUAUGAAAAAGUAAAAAAAACUUACAGUGAUGUAGACUGCUAUAUAGGAUACAUUGCGGUUCAAUAUGUUAGUGCAGAGCUAGAUGCUUUAAGCUCUAACAGUUAUAGUCUCAGUAAAAAACUUGAAAAAAUCGUAGUCUCAAUUAUACAUGAAGAAUCCAAAGAUAUAUCUAAAAUAUUCUUAUUAGGAAAGAUUUCUAUCUUUGAUAUUAAAAAUACUAUUAUAAAGAAAUUUAUAAUUUGUACCCUAGAUAAGGAAGUAGGCCCCAAAAACCCUCUAACCCGAAUUACUGCAAACAUUUUAGGAAGUGUUCCACUCAAUGAUUAUGGAUCAAGAUUUUCAAUGAUGGUGUUCUUUCCAUUUCAUGCAAGCUGGCAGAAACUCUAUCCAAGGCUUGGAUUUAAGCCAUCAGAGCCUAUCCCAAAAGAAGAUCGUAUUUGGAUUCGCCUAUCAGAAAUAGAAACAUAUUUAUACAAUACUCUAAAGCUUCUUUCAGCGACUGCUAUAUCAAAAGCUACAUGCAGCUAUAUUAGAGCAACUAUGCAUAACCCAAGAAUGAUCGAUUCAAGAGUAAAAUUUAUAACCAGACUGCUUCUAAGUUAUCGCGUCAUGCUUAUCCUGAGGAUAGAUAACUUAGUGGAAAUUCAAUCCAUUAUCAAAGAAUCUGCAAAAGCCUACAAUUUAAACUACGUGUAUAUUAUCUGGUUUAUCCAUGCAUGCUCGGAUGAUUAUAAGUUCUCAUUAGAGUCUAUUAAGACAGUUUACGACUUUAUACUCUUUGAUAGUUAUCCAAACCCAUUUAAGUUUAAAAAAAGAAUGUCAGGACCCACGAAAUAUUUUGAAAAAUCUCUAAGCACUUUAAAAGAAAAUAAAACACUUUUCUGCUCGGAGGAUGACAGAAAAAGUAUAGAAAAGUAUGAUGCUGUGUUAGCAUACUUCUUGGAAUACUGUUGGUGGCUCAAGAAACCCAAACCUAAAUCCUCAGCCUGCUGCAGUAUAAGUUGA